Molecule: messenger RNA, 1122 nt
Organism: Blepharisma stoltei
Lineage: Eukaryota; Ciliophora; Heterotrichea; Heterotrichida; Blepharismidae
Source: the annotation of a GenBank genome assembly
AUGGGGAUCAAAAAGCUACUAGAAACAAUUACAGAAAAAGCACCUAGAGGUAUCAGAGAAGUCCCAUUGGAGCACUAUGCAGGGAGAACUGUGGCUUGUAAUGCUUCAUUAACUAUGUAUCAAUGUUUAAUUACUACACAAUAUAUCCCUAGCAGAGGUGCAGGAAUGCUUACAGACGAAGCAGGCACCCCAACAGCCCAUUUAGUUGGCCUUUUUAACAGAACAAUUCAAUUUUUAGAGCUUGGAAUCCGGCCUAUCUGAAUAUUUGACCACAAAUCUCAACGAAAACAUAACGACGACUACGAAAAGAAAAAAACUUUAAAAUUCAUUAAAAGAAAACAGAACCAAAAUCUCGGAAAAUCCUCAGAAGAGCCAAAAUUCCCUAAAAGAUCAGUCAAUUUAACCCCAGAAAUGGCAGAUGAUGCCAAAAAAAUGCUUGGGCUUUUAGGCAUCCCAUCAGUAGAAGCUCCAGGCGAAGCUGAAGCUCAAUGUGCAGAAAUCGUAAAAGCAGGCAAAGCCUUUGCAGUUGUAAGUGAAGAUAUCGACGCCCUCACAUUUGGCGCUAAAUUUCUAAUAAAAGGAAUGAAUAACAAAAGAGAGCCUGUGACGGAAAUAAACCUAGAAGAAGUCUUAAGGGGGCUAAAUUUCACUUUUGACGAAUUUAUUGAUUUUUGCAUAUUAUUAGGGUGCGAUUAUUCUAAAACUAUAGAAGGAGUUGGGCCGACGACGGCUUAUAAGAUGGUUCAGCAGUGCUCGACUAUAGAAAGGGUGGUGGAAUAUAUAAAAAGCACAGAAAAUAAAAGAUAUAAUUUUCCGAAGGUUUUUGCAUAUGAAGACGCUAGGGCGAUUUUUCAAAAUCCUAAUGUGAUUUCGAUAGAAAAAAUUGAAUUGGAAUGAAAAGAACCUGAUGAAGUAGCAUUGGCAGAGUUUUUAGUAAAUGGAAAAGGGUUUAAUACUAGUAGAAUUGAAGGGGCGAUGAGAAGGAUUAAAACUUCACAAGCAAAGCCUGCACAACUGAGGCUGGAAAGCUUUUUUAAAUCUGACCCAUUAAAGAGACCACCGGCGCCUGCACCUGUAAAAAAAUCUUUUGGGUGGAAAAAAAGGAAGCGUGAAGAAAAUUAA